Molecule: messenger RNA, 294 nt
Organism: Gongylonema pulchrum
Lineage: Eukaryota; Metazoa; Nematoda; Chromadorea; Rhabditida; Gongylonematidae
Source: the annotation of a GenBank genome assembly
AUGACCGCAGUAAUCACGUUUCAUUGCUUGCGCUUCGCAACUUGGAAAGCGGGAGCAUUGAGGCGGCCGAGUUUGAUGUAUCCGAGUUGGCAAGGCACCGAUGAUGCGUCAGCCGUACAGCCCUACUGGAAUCAGCACGUCAAUCAGGCGGCUAGCGCUGCUGCCGCUCAUCAAAAAGUGGCCGCCGCAGCGGCAGCCUAUGACCCGUUACUGUAUCCAGCACAGAACUACAUGAACAAUAUGAAGAAUAUGCUUGGGGCCGCUGCCCAGUGGGUCGAGUCAUCGAGCACGUAA